Micromonas pusilla CCMP1545 is the source of this 1008-nucleotide messenger RNA. RefSeq lists its product as uncharacterized. The transcript has a single exon. The coding region runs from base 1 to 1008 and encodes 335 amino acids. Lineage: Eukaryota; Viridiplantae; Chlorophyta; Mamiellophyceae; Mamiellales; Mamiellaceae. Gene Ontology annotation, biological process: protein homooligomerization. The record is from RefSeq and is a predicted model, not a curated record.
AUGCCGACGAUCGACGACGUGAACGAGGCUGCCGGCGUCGUGAAAGAGACGUACACGACCGUGAUGGCCGAGAUGGCCGCCGCGGACGACGAGCUGAAGAGGAAGCGCGACGCGCUCGAGGCCGAGAAGCAGAGCAUGAAGGGCGCGCACGACGUCCAAAAGUCAAAGAUAAAACUUAUCGUCGGAGGCGCGACCUUCGUGACGUCGCUCUCGACGCUAACGUCGAUCCCGGGCAACUUCUUCGCGGCGAUGUUCUCCGGAAACUACGAGAUGCUCCCGGACGACGACGACGGCUCGUACUUCAUCGACCGCGACGGGACGCACUUCCGUCAUAUCCUCAACUUUCUUCGCGAGCCAGACUCCACGUCCAAUAAGACGUGCUACAACGGUCUGACCAAGUCGGAAAAGUCCGAGCUCGACAAAGAGCUUCAGUUCUACGGACUCUACGACAGGUUCCACAGCAAGGAUUGGAAAUUCAGGGAACUGAGCCGCGAGGAAGCCAUCGCGGUGAAGUUCCUCGAGAACGCGCUCGAGAAAGACGAAGGGUACCCUUGCGAUAAGGCUGCGAUCGAGUCGGCGGUUUCUUUCGCUCGAGCACUGAGCUUCACGAUGUGCGGCGACCUCCUUAAGAGUUCGUACACCAACAGACACUGGAUGAUCACCGAGGAUAUCAUCGAGGGCGCCCCAGUGUGGAAGACGACGUUCGGGGACUGCGAUACACUUUUGAUGUAUCGUAAGAGUCCUUACAACUACUGCGUGCAUCUUUCUGUAACCAAUUGGGAACUCAUUUGGAACAGGGCACCGCGUGCGCACACUCCCGUCGCUCCCACCGAAGUGCCAGUGGAUUCAUGGAGAAGCGGUAAGACCGCGACGGAUGCUACCUACCAUCACUGCUUCGGAGGCGAUGCUCGGCUGAUCCCACAAAUACGCUUCAUCGACGUCGAAAAGCUCCCUGACGACUACCCGGUGAUGCAAAAGGCGCUCGCGCGUCUCGCGGAGCUCGCGUGA